Molecule: messenger RNA, 1482 nt
Organism: Phragmites australis (common reed)
Lineage: Eukaryota; Viridiplantae; Streptophyta; Magnoliopsida; Poales; Poaceae
Product: manganese-dependent ADP-ribose/CDP-alcohol diphosphatase
Exons: 3
Coding region: 396-1355 (319 amino acids)
Molecular function (GO): 2',3'-cyclic-nucleotide 2'-phosphodiesterase activity; manganese ion binding; ADP-ribose diphosphatase activity
Source: RefSeq, a predicted model, not a curated record
UGGCAACUCAGAUCCGCUCGGGUCUUCUCUAGAAUCCUCCCCUCCGACACCGGGAGUCCGGGACGGGCGAAUCCAGCCAGAUUCGCCUCCAAGACCGCCGCGAUUGGAGGGCCGCGAACGCGCGGGAGAGAUCGCCGGAGGACCCCACCAAUUCUGGCCACCAACCUCCAUCGGUGAGCCACUUCUCCACCGGUCUGGUCUAGUGGGGCGAAGCGGAGAUCCAUCUGGACGUGAAUUGCUUCUUGUUGUUGGUUCUUCCUCUUCAGCGCGCAACGUCGAUCGACCUCGAUUUUCACCGGUCUCUUGGUAUCCAAUUAAGUUCCGUCACAGAGAUCAUCUCCUCCGAUCUCCACUUGCUGGUCGAUUACAAAGUCCCUUCACCCGAAGCUCCCGUGAUGGCUGCGGCAAAUGGAGCGGCAGUCCAUGCAUCUGCCAAGGCACCAUUGUUCUGCUUUGGUGUCAUUGCUGAUGUUCAGUAUGCCGAUAUCCCAGACGGCCGGUCAUUCCUCGGCGUGCCGCGCUACUACCGCCACAGCAUCACUGUCCUCCAAAGGGCUGUCGGUACCUGGAACAAACAGAACAACAUCAAGUUCUCAAUCAAUUUCGGCGACAUCGUCGAUGGCUUCUGCCCAAAGGACAGAUCGUUGUGGGCAGUGCACAAGGUCCUUGAUGAGUUUGACAAGUUCGACGGCCCGACCUAUCACAUGUUGGGCAACCAUUGCCUCUACAAUCUCCCGCGCAGCAAGCUAGUGUCUUUGCUGAAGAUGCCAGUGGAUUCCGACCGCGCUUACUAUGACUUCUCGCCAUGCUCUGAGUUCAGAAUUGUUGUUCUGGAUGCGUAUGACUUCAGCUGCCUUGGCUGGCCCCACGAUCAUCCGGUGACUGCAGCAGCCAUGAAGCUCCUGGAUGAAAAGAACCCAAACACUGACAAGAACAGCCCUGACGGUCUGGUUGGCGUUGACAGGCGGUUUGUGAAGUUCAAUGGUGCAGUUGGCAAGGAGCAGCUGUCCUGGCUCGAUGAUGUCCUCCAGGAUGCAUCGACAAGCCGGCAGAGUGUCAUCCUGUGCAGCCAUCUCCCAAUGGAUCCCGGCGCAUCUUCCCCGGCAGCUCUCAUGUGGAACUAUGAUGAGGUGAUGGCUAUUGUUCGCCGGUAUAAUUGUGUCAAGGCCUGCUUUGCCGGGCACGAUCACAAGGGUGGCCACUCCAUAGACUCGCACGGUGUGCAUCACCGCACUCUGGAGGCUGCGUUGGAGUGUCCUCCUGGCACCAGCGCGUUUGGGCAUGUCCAAGUGUAUCCUGACAGGCUAUUGCUUGUAGGUUCUGACGGAAUGGCUGAUACUGAAAUUUGUUUUUGAGUCCUCGAGUGAUCUGUCUGUCUAGCGGACGAAAGUUCAUGUGACUCCAUUGUUUCACGACAUCAUUCCAUUGAAGAUGUCGAAAGAUACGAUGAGAUCUAUAUAAUCCUUAGUUCCCUAUUGAGAA